Molecule: messenger RNA, 3738 nt
Organism: Carassius gibelio (silver crucian carp)
Lineage: Eukaryota; Metazoa; Chordata; Actinopteri; Cypriniformes; Cyprinidae
Product: F-box only protein 11
Exons: 22
Coding region: 216-2855 (879 amino acids)
Biological process (GO): ubiquitin-dependent protein catabolic process; regulation of apoptotic process; protein ubiquitination
Molecular function (GO): zinc ion binding; protein binding
Source: RefSeq, a predicted model, not a curated record
GUGGUUGUGUGUGUGUAAGUGUGUGUAAUGUGUGUAAGUGUGUGUGUGUAAAUGGCUCCUCCUGAACAGUAAACGCGCUUCCUCGCAGCACAGACCAAGCAGAUUCUUAGUGCAAUGAACUUUAGGCGUUUAUUGACAUCUUCCGAGCUCAGCACAGUGUAGGGAUCCAGAGGACAGGGCUGCAGUGGUGUGUGUUUACACCAGAAACCUGUCAAAUGAACUCCGUCCGAGCGACGAGCCGCAGACCCCGGCGAGUGUCGAGGCCGCGCCCGGUGCCGCCGGAGAGAAACAACGCAGAAAGAGAUGAGGAAGUUCCUGCCGAGAUGGUUGCAGAAGAAUCUGGUCAAGGCGCUCAAAAUAGUCCGUACCAACUUCGAAGAAAAUCUCUGUUACCGAAGAGAACAGCUUGUCCGACUAAAACCAACAUGGAGGGUGCUUCCACGUCGACAACAGAAAACUUUGGGCAUCGGGCAAAACGUGCCAGAGUUUCGGGAAAGUCACAUGAUCUGCCUGUCACCCCAGCGGAGCAGUAUCUGCAGGUGAAGCUUCCAGACGAGGUGGUCCUGAAGAUCUUCUCCUAUCUGUUGGAGCAGGACCUGUGUCGAGCGGCCUGUGUGUGCAAACGCUUUAGUGAACUGGCCAAUGACCCCAUCCUCUGGAAGAGACUCUACAUGGAGGUUUUUGAGUACACGCGUCCCAUGAUGCACCCCGAGUCUGGGAAGUUUCACCAGAUCAACCCAGAAGAGCAUGAACAGCCCAAUCCCUGGAAAGAGAGCUUUCAGCAACUGUAUAAAGGCGCUCACGUGAAGCCCGGCUUCGCAGAACAUUUCUACAGCAACCCGGCCAGAUAUAAGGGACGAGAAAACAUGCUGUAUUAUGACACCAUUGAAGACGCUCUGGGAGGGGUUCAGGAAGCACACUUUGACGGUUUGAUAUUUGUCCAUUCUGGGAUCUACACAGAUGAAUGGAUCUACAUCGAGUCGCCCAUCACAAUGAUUGGCGCUGCUCCGGGGAAAGUAGCGGAUAAAGUCAUCAUCGAGAACACUAGAGAUUCGACGUUUGUGUUCAUGGAGGGGUCCGAGGACGCGUUUGUAGGAUAUAUGACAAUAAAGUUCAAUCCUGAUGACAAAUCAGCUCAACAUCACAACGCUCAUCACUGUCUGGAGAUCACCGUCAACUGCAGCCCCAUCAUUGACCACUGCAUCAUCCGCAGCACCUGCACAGUGGGCUCUGCAGUGUGUGUGAGCGGCCAGGGAGCGUCCCCCACCAUCAAACACUGUAACAUCAGUGACUGUGAGAACGUGGGGCUCUAUAUCACAGACCACGCUCAGGGCAUUUACGAAGACAAUGAGAUCUCCAAUAAUGCUCUAGCAGGGAUUUGGGUGAAAAACCAUGGCAACCCCAUCAUCAGACGAAACCACAUCCAUCACGGCAGAGACGUCGGGGUGUUCACGUUUGACCACGGCAUGGGCUACUUCGAGAGCUGCAGCAUCCACAGGAACCGGAUAGCAGGUUUCGAGGUGAAGGCGUAUGCUAACCCUACGGUGGUGCGCUGCGAGAUCCAUCACGGACAGACGGGUGGCAUCUACGUGCACGAGAAGGGCCGAGGCCAGUUCAUCGAGAACAAGAUCUAUGCAAACAACUUUGCGGGCGUGUGGAUUACCUCAAACAGUGACCCCACGAUCAGGGGUAACGCCAUAUUCAAUGGCAACCAGGGUGGUGUUUACAUAUUCGGCGACGGCCGAGGACUCGUUGAAGGGAACGACAUCUAUGGCAAUGCUUUAGCUGGAAUCCAGAUUCGGACCAACAGCUGCCCGAUCGUCCGGCACAACAAGAUCCACGACGGACAGCAUGGAGGCAUUUAUGUGCAUGAGAAGGGUCAGGGAGUGAUCGAGGAGAACGAGGUGUACAGUAACACGUUGGCCGGUGUGUGGGUGACCACGGGCAGCACACCUGUUCUGCGCAGAAACAGGAUACACAGCGGAAAACAGGUGGGCGUUUAUUUCUAUGAUAACGGUCACGGAGUGCUAGAAGACAACGACAUCUAUAACCACAUGUACUCUGGAGUUCAGAUCAGAACUGGCAGCAAUCCCAAAAUUAGGCGGAAUAAGAUCUGGGGUGGACAGAACGGAGGAAUCCUUGUUUACAAUUCAGGUCUAGGUUUUAUUGAAGACAACGAGAUCUUUGACAACGCCAUGGCCGGGGUUUGGAUCAAGACCGACAGCAACCCCACGCUCCGCAGAAACAAGAUCCACGACGGGAGGGACGGAGGGAUCUGUAUCUUCAACGGAGGACGAGGUUUGCUGGAGGAGAACGAUAUCUUCAGGAACGCUCAGGCCGGGGUCCUCAUCAGUACUAACAGUCACCCUGUGCUGCGCAAGAACAGGAUAUUCGACGGCUUUGCUGCUGGUAUUGAGAUCACGAAUCAUGCGACGGCGACAUUAGAAGGCAAUCAGAUCUUCAACAACCGCUUCGGUGGCUUGUUUCUCGCGUCUGGAGUCAACGUCACAAUGAAAGACAACAAAAUCAUGAACAAUCAGGAUGCCAUAGAGAAAGCGGUGAGCAGAGGUCAGUGCCUGUACAAGAUUUCCAGUUACACCAGCUAUCCAAUGCACGAUUUUUACAGGUGUCACACCUGUAACACCACAGACCGCAACGCCAUCUGUGUGAACUGCAUCAAGAAGUGCCAUCAGGGGCACGACGUGGAGUUCAUCAGACACGACAGGUUUUUCUGUGACUGUGGCGCAGGGACUCUGUCGAACCCUUGCACACUAGCUGGAGAGCCGACGCACGACACAGACACGCUGUACGAUUCAGCGCCUCCCAUAGAGUCCAACACACUGCAGCACAACUGAACCCACAGACCAGAGAUUACACGCUAGAAAUAAUUCAAUUCAAACAAACUCUUGGAGAAAGAAAGCAUUGCAUAAACGCAGAGAGGAAACACUUCUAUUUAACAGACGUUCUGCUGUGGAUUCGGCGUGGAUCCCGUUUCUCCUGCUGCUCUUGGGACGGCGGCGGUGACUCAGGAUUCGCGGGAUGGAAAAUGAGGAGACAAACGGACCCAGAGCGUAUAGACUCGAUGCUUCCCGUGCAGCCGUCACCGCGCUCUUGUAUAUGUAUGAAAAAAAAAGACCCAGCACUUCAGUUUUUUUUUUUUGUUUUUUUUAAAAGAUGAGUUCUUGGGGUUUGAUUUUAAUGCUUUCUCAUGUAGUUUUGUAUUUUCAAGCACCAAUCUUAAAUGUACUUGAAUGUCUUUUUAUUUUAUUUUAAGUAUAUUGAUUUCGGGGUUGUUUAUACCUUAGAUUGCUGUAUUUGUUCUCAUGUCGCAGGAUGUAUGUUCUUUCUGUGAAAGAGAUUCGAGGGAAAAGAAAGAGAAACACUAAGUAUUCUCCAGCAGUGUGAAAGUGAUGUGGAAGCGAUUUAAAUGAUUAGCCCCGCCCCCUCACCCUGAUUGGCCGCAAGCUGAAGUGACAUUGCUGGAGAUUUUAAGAGGCUUCGUGCUGAUUUGAAGCUCUGAUGAAUAUCUGUACAGCUUUUUUUGUGUUUUUCUCCAUGUAUUUGGUGACCGUGGGUUCUCAUACAGCCUGAAUUGUAUGCAUGUUCCAUGACAUCUAGACUUAAUAUAUUGUGAAGUACUCAAUAACCAUUAUGUAGCUGUUAGUAAUUAAUCAAAAGUUUAAUUUCCUAGUCAAAGAGGAACGUGUUACAUUUUUAAAAAUAAACUUUAUUAGAUCA